AUGGGUGCUGCUAUAACACUCUCAUUUAAAGUUUAUAAUUUGAAUACAUUUUUGAAGAGAAUAUUAACUUGGCUUAGUAGUCUUGUCAUAUUGUUCCUUUAUCUUAACUUGUACUUGUUAGACUUAUAUGAUAGCAGAGUUAUGAAUAUUAAGUAG
This is a messenger RNA of Dentiscutata heterogama, 156 nucleotides long. The record is from the annotation of a GenBank genome assembly. Lineage: Eukaryota; Fungi; Glomeromycota; Glomeromycetes; Diversisporales; Gigasporaceae.